Molecule: messenger RNA, 261 nt
Organism: Rodentolepis nana
Lineage: Eukaryota; Metazoa; Platyhelminthes; Cestoda; Cyclophyllidea; Hymenolepididae
Source: the annotation of a GenBank genome assembly
AUGUGUCUGAACGACGCAGACAAUCGUCGACGCUACGCAAAACUGGCACGAGAAGUGUGGCAUAAGUCGAUGAUGGAGCUGCUCCGUCAAACAACCAAACUCUUUCCACCUGAAAAGACACUUGAUCUAAAUUCAACCUCCCCGGAAACUGUGGAGUACUAUCGAUCACUGCUGGAGAGGCUCCGACCAGGAAAUCUAUGCGAAAACAGUGAAAAGAGUGAAAAUGUAGUUUGGCAAUGGGGACGAAGGCUAUCCAAGUAG